Castor canadensis (American beaver) is the source of this 6395-nucleotide messenger RNA. NCBI's taxonomy places the organism in Eukaryota, Metazoa, Chordata, Mammalia, Rodentia, Castoridae. The record is from RefSeq and is a predicted model, not a curated record.
UAAAUGGAGUUCCUUGGCCUCAAGAGGCAACACGCCGAAAUAGCCAUACUUUUAACUGCAGGAUGCUAAUUCACCCUCCAGACGAGCCAGGUACUGAGAACCAAGAAGCUUGCCAGCGGUAUGAAGUAAUGCAGUGUUUCACUGUGUCACAGCCAAAGUCAAUUCAAGAAGAUGGAGAAGAUUUCCAGUCAUGUUUGAUCUGUAUUGCAAGGCGAUUACCUCGGCCUCCAGCUAUUACAGGCGUAGAGUCCUUUAUGACCAAGCAAGAUACUACAGGUAAAAUCAUCUCUAUUGAUACAAGUUCCCUGAGAGCUGCUGGCAGAACUGGUUGGGAAGACUUAGUGAGGAAAUGCAUUUAUGCUUUUUUCCAACCACAGGGCAGAGAGCCAUCUUAUGCCAGACAACUGUUCCAAGAAGUGAUGACUCGUGGUACUGCCUCCAGCCCAUCUUAUAGAUUCAUAUUGAAUGAUGGGACAAUGCUUAGCGCCCACACCAAGUGUAAACUUUGCUACCCUCAAAGUCCAGAUAUGCAACCUUUCAUCAUGGGAAUUCAUAUCAUCGACAGGGAACACAGUGGGCUGUCUCCUCAAGAUGACACUAAUUCUGGAAUGUCAAUUUCCCGAGUAAACCCCUCAGUCAAUCCUAGUAUCUCUCCAGCUCAUGGUGUGGCCCGUUCAUCCACAUUGCCACCAUCCAACAACAGCAUGGUCUCCACCAGAGUGAACCGCCAACAGAGCUCAGACCUUCACAGCAGCAACAGUCAUAGUAAUUCUAGCAACAGCCAAGGGAGUUUUGGAUGCUCAUCUGGAAAUCAGAUUGUAGCCAAUGUUGCCUUAAACCAGGGACAGGCAGGUUCCCAGAGCAGUAAUCCCUCCUUAAACCUCAAUAAUUCUCCUAUGGAAGGUACAGGAAUUUCUCUAGCCCAGUUCAUGUCUCCAAGGAGACAGGUUACUUCUGGCUUGGCAACAAGGGCCAGGAUGCCAAACAAUUCAUUUCCUCCAAAUAUUCCGACAUUAAGUUCCCCAGGUGGCAUUACAAGUAGUACCUGUAAUAAUAAUAACAACCGAUCUUAUUCAGGCAUCCCAGUAACAUCUUUACAGGGUAUGAAUGAAGGGCCCAGUAACUCUGUUGGCUUCUCUGCCAGUUCUCCAGUCCUUCGGCAAAUGGGCUCACAGAAUUCACCUAGCAGAUUAAACCUACAACCAGCAAAAGCAGAGUCCAAAGAUAACAAAGAAAUUGCAUCCAUUUUAAAUGAAAUGAUUCAAUCUGACAGUAGCGCUAGUGAUGGCAAACCUCUGGAUUCGGGUCUUCUGCAUAACAGUGAUAGACUCUCAGAUGGAGACAGUAAAUACUCUCAGACCAGUCACAAACUGGUACAGCUAUUGACAACAACUGCAGAACAACAGUUACGGCAUGCUGAUAUAGAUCCAAGCUGCAAAGAUGUACUGUCUUGCACUGGCACUUCCAACACCACUUCUGCUAACUCUUCAGGUGGUACUUGCCCCUCCUCUCACAGCUCGUUGACCGAGCGGCACAAAAUUCUGCACCGGCUUUUACAGGAGGGUAGCCCUUCAGAUCUCACCACUUUGUCUGUGGAGCCUGAUAAAAAGGAUAGUGCACCUACUUCUGUAUCAGUGACUGGACAGACCCAAGGGAGCUCCAGUAUAAAACUAGAACUGGAUGCUUCAAAGAAAAAAGAAUCAAAAGACCAUCAGCUCCUGCGCUACCUUUUAGAUAAAGACGAGAAAGAUUUAAGAUCAACCCCAAACCUGAGCCUGGAUGAUGUAAAGGUGAAAGUGGAAAAGAAAGAACAGAUGGAUCCUUGUAACACAAACCCUACCCCAGUGACCAAACCUGCUCCUGAGGAAAUUAAACUGGAGUCCCAGAGUCAGUUUACAGCUGAACUUGACCAUUUUGAUCAGUUACUGCCUACACUGGAGAAGGCAGCACAGUUGCCAGGCUUAUGCGAGACAGACAGGAUGGAUGGUGCAGUCACCAGUGUAAACAUCAAACCGGAGAUCGGGCCAGCUUCACUUCAGUCUACUACUGCCAGACCCACUUCUAGGCUGAACAGAUUACCUGAGCUGGAAUUGGAAGCAAUUGAUAGCCAGUUUGGGCAACCAGGAACAGGCGAUCAGAUUCCAUGGGCAAAUAAUGCUGUGACAACUGUAAAUCAGAAUAAACCAGAAGACCAGUGUAUUAGUUCACAAUUAGAUGAGCUUCUCUGCCCACCAACAACAGCAGAAGGAAGAAAUGAUGAGAAGGCUCUUCUGGAACAGCUGGUAUCCUUCCUCAGUGGCAAAGAUGAAACUGAGCUCGCUGAACUAGACAGGGCACUGGGAAUUGACAAACUUGUUCAGGGGGGUGGAUUAGAUGUAUUAUCAGAGAGAUUUCCACCACAACAAGCAACCCCACCUUUGAUGAUGGAAGAAAGACCCAACCUCUAUUCCCAGCCUUACUCGUCUGCUUCUCCUACUGCCAGUCUCCCUAGCCCUUUCCAAGGCAUGGUCAGGCAGAAGCCUUCACUUGGGACGAUGCCUGUUCAAGUAACACCUCCCCGAGGUGCUUUUUCACCCAAUAUGGGCAUGCAGCCAAGGCAAACUAUAAACAGACCUCCAGCUGCACCUAACCAACUUCGACUUCAACUACAACAGCGACUACAGGGACAACAGCAGUUGAUACACCAAAACCGGCAAGCUAUCUUGAACCAGUUUGCAGCAACUGCUCCUGUUGGCAUCAAUAUGAGAUCAAGCAUGCAGCAGCAAAUCACACCUCAGCCACCCCUGAAUGCCCAAAUGUUGGCACAGCGUCAGCGGGAGUUAUACAGCCAACAGCACCGACAGAGGCAGCUAAUACAGCAGCAAAGAGCCAUGCUCAUGAGGCAGCAAAGCUUUGGGAACAACCUCCCUCCCUCAUCUGGACUGCCAGUUCAAAUGGGGAACCCCCGUCUUCCUCAGGGUGCUCCACAGCAGUUCCCCUACCCACCAAACUAUGGUACAAAUCCAGCAACCCCACCUGCUUCUACCAGCCCGUUUUCUCAACUGGCAGCAAAUCCUGAAGCUUCAUUGGCCACCCGCAACAGCAUGGUGAACAGAGGAAUGGCAGGAAACAUGGGAGGACAGUUUGGCACUGGAAUCAGUCCUCAGAUGCAGCAGAAUGUCUUCCAGUAUCCAGGAUCAGGAAUGGUUCCCCAAGGUGAGGCCAACUUUGCCCCAUCUCUAAGCCCUGGGAGCUCCAUGGUGCCGAUGCCAAUUCCUCCUCCUCAGAGCUCUCUGCUCCAGCAGACGCCUCCCACUUCUGGGUACCAGUCACCAGACAUGAAGGCCUGGCAGCAAGGAGCAAUAGGAAACAACAAUGUGUUCAGUCAAGCUAUCCAGAACCAGCCCACGCCUGCACAGCCAGGAGUGUACAACAACAUGAGCAUCACUGUGUCCAUGGCAGGGGGAAACACAAACGUUCAGAACAUGAGCCCAAUGAUGGGCCAGAUGCAGAUGAGCUCUUUGCAGAUGCCAGGAAUGAAUACUGUGUGCCCUGAGCAGAUAAACGAUCCAGCACUGAGACAUGCAGGCCUCUACUGCAACCAGCUGUCAUCCACUGACCUUCUCAAAACAGAACCAGAUGGAACCCAGCAGGUGCAACAGGUUCAGGUGUUUGCUGACGUCCAGUGUACAGUGAAUCUGGUAGGCGGGGACCCUUACCUGAACCAGCCUGGUCCACUGGGGACUCAAAAACCCACGUCAGGACCACAGACCCCCCAGGCCCAGCAGAAGAGCCUCCUUCAGCAGCUACUGACUGAAUAACCACUUUUAAAGGAAUGUGAAAUUUAAAUAAUAGACAUACAGAGAUAUACAAAUAUAUUAUAUAUUUUUCUGAGAUUUUUGAUAUCUCAAUCUGCAGCCAUUCUUCAGGUCGUAGCAUUUGGAGCAAAAAAAAAAAAGUUCACUUUUGUUGGGAGAUUGAGAGGUGUUUUUGUUUCUUUCUUUGUAAAGGCCUUGGAUAUUGGAAAAAAAGGCAGAACAGUUGGACAAUCUAUUUCUUGAGCCAAAUUUAAUUAUUCUUAUUUUUAUAAUCAGUCAUUGGCUUCUUACCUGGAUGAAGGCUUUUGGAGGAGAACUAAAAUGACAAGUUCCAAGGGGAAGACAAACUCCGCCUCUCGGUACCAGCCUGACCCUGCCCAGGAAGAGGGCCCUAGGGACUUUGCCUAUAUCCAUCCACCAAAGGCUGUCACGUUCCUCAAAACCAACAGCCCUUCCCUACCCUGACCCUAGGAAGCUCGUGUGUACAAUCAGCUUCUUCAAGCAACUCUUUGUCUUUUGGCUUCAAGAGAAUACUUUGCCUCUACAUCCAUGUCCCUUUUCCUUUUUUUUAAAGAUGGAUUUAAAUCAAGAUGCCUCCAGAAAAGAGGAUGGAAUAAGUAUAUUCACUGAGGAAUCCAAAAAAUACAGUUUGGGGAAAAAUGCAAUAAUUUUUGAUGAGAUGGGUGAAAGACAAGAAGUGAGUUCUGUCAAUUAUUGUAGAUACAAUUUUCUGAUUAAAUCUGGGGAGAAAAGGUAGCCUGUUCUUUCUGCUUUUAUUGUGUUAACAGCUGAGGUAGCUAAAGUUAUUUAAAAUAAAAUUAAAUUUAUGACCCAAGUAGCUUAUUUUUCCUUAAAUCUCACUGUAAAUAUAUUUGAUUUCUUGUAGAAAAUUAUUUCCUUCUGUUUAAUUUUAUGCUUUAUUAUCAUAUUCUUGAUUUUUCUAAACUUGUGUGUUAAAUAUAACAUUGAAUUACAGUUACAUUUGGCUAGUAAUAUUUCAUUAUUUUAGUAACUGUGACGCCAUGAUGGAUUUGCUUUGGGGCUCAUAUCAAAGUGGCACUGCCAGAAAAAGCCAUUGCAGCUGAGCUGAGCCAGAGCAUGUGGGAUCACCUGACCAGAAGUGCACCGGCUGCUUGUACAGAGGGAAGUUAGUGCUCAAAGAAAAUCUGCUUUUUUUCUUAGACUAACUUUGGGAAUUUGAAUUUCCAUCAGUGCAAAUAACAGUUUCUCUUUCCUGCUUAGCGGCUAAUUGGUACCAUGUUUUUCCCUUUGUGUCUUGUCACUCUGCCACAUCCCAUCUCAAUCUGAUCUCUGAGAAAGGAGCCAGUGAACUGACUUUCUAGUUCUAAAAGUUCCACUACAGGCCAGGAAACCUGAGAAAGGCAUUGUGGAAGAAGUAAAGACAGACCCCCUCCCCCAUCAUUCUCCUUGGUCUGCACCCCCAGGCCUGCGAACGAUGACAACAUUGACAUUCUGCACCAGCUAUGUCUGCUUACGUGGCAGAGAAAAGGCCACAAGAACCAACGUGGACAAGGAGCAUGGACUCAGACUUCAAGGAAGAAGCCAUUUUCCCAGGUCCUUCUUUCUGCAUCUCACCACCCCUAGUUACAAAUAACUCCGUUGAACAGCAUCUAUUCAGACUACACCCAAUAAAAAAAUUGGUGGAAGGGCUCAUGUGGGUAGCAACUAUGAAACAGAAAUAGGACACUCAGUUACAAACAUUAAUCUCUUUUAGUUUUUCAGAAAAUGCAUUUCUGAUUUCAUUCAUUUCCAGCUUGAAAACCCAGCCAUAUUACUCUAAUCCCUACCAAACUGCUCUAUGAGGUCAUUUCCAUUUUGUGAUAUUUAGAUGUGCAGACUUCAGGAAGUUCACCUUUAACUUCAGCAUUCCAGAUGAAGUUUCCUGACUCAGUGCUUUUGCAUAAGGAACUAGGAAAAAAAAGCAGUAAGGAAAAUUGGAGAUGCUAACAUCCUCCCCCAUCCCAACUGCACCUUAAAGUAUGCAUGUCACCUUCAAGGUUUUAUAAUUGCACUGUUUGUUUUAUGUAUGUACAGAUUAAACUUAUUGCUACAUUUGAGGAAAAUAAAAUUGCUUGCUUCUAUGUAAUUCCUGUCAUUCCACAGGAAAUUCACUUUUCCAGCUACUGAAUAGAAUUUGUUUAACAACCUCAUGGGUUGCCUCUUCAUUUACAGGGAAGAAAUGAAAUCUACAGUCUGCAGGAAUUAACCAAAGUCCAGAAUGACUAACAAGUAAUUAAAGGAUAGUAAAAGAAGGAUCCCUAAAGCCAAAGAUCCUUGAUGUCACCCUAAUAUGAAUUAGCCCAGUGAAUUUUGAGAAGGUCAAAGUGAAGUCGUCAUGGGGGGAGGAGGAGUUGAAAAUGCUAAUGUGGUCACUCUCACCCUGUCUCUGGGUCCAGGAGAUAAAACGUGUCUUUCUCAGUCCUUACUUCUUUACAUGCCAAUAUUUACUGAUAGAGAUGUUGAAUUUUACAAAAGGAUACUCCUUCAUUGUAAUAAUGCAUCUUACAGAAGUUAGGCCCUCUUUCUUGUUUUGUUUGUUUUUUAAAGCAGAUGAAAUCCACCAACAAAGUGGGACCA